AACAGCGUGUGUUUUAGUAAGCCUUAGUUUGAUAUGGUUUGGCUUGUUUCCUCCAACAGGACUCGUUAAAGACGCGCGCCAGCCCGUGCCUUCAUUUUGGUGGGCUCCUGGUCCGCAGCAUAAUGGAUGAACACUGUUUUUGAAGAAGACAGAACGCCACCGUGAAGUCUUAACUGGGAAGAGGUAUUUUUUUUAACUACCUGUACUUCUUUCUCCAAAGGUGUAGUCUCGUCGAGUUACGUUGGACGGCGCAGAAUGUGGACAAAACAAGACGUGCGUAAAGCGGCUGAAGUGGAAGUGAGGAACCGUGAAGUGUGAGGCUGUAGAAUGUGGCGGGGACACCACGGGACAACUGGGCUGCAAGUUUCCUGAGCUUGGAGAUUUGACGAGGGCGCAACAAGAGGGGGAAGUGUUAAUGCUGGAUCAGCCCCGCAGUCAGUAAACUGGCAGAUGAGCGCGUUAACUCAUAUUAUACUUGGGUUAAAAUUAAACUACAUGAAUAGUCAGUAAAAGAGGAUAAAUCUUAAUUUAGGACACAGUUUGCCAAGAAACCCAACUGGAUCCAAAUCAAUUCACAUCACUUUUUCCAAAUUGUUCGACUGCCCCCCCACCUCCCCACCCCCUCCGAUCCUUUUCCCUUCAUUUUUGCAAUUCUGAUUCCCGAAGUGGCUCCGAAGUGGUGUUGCGGCUCCUCGUCCCCGGCGGAUCCGGAGAUUGGAGUCUCUGCACCGGGAGGAGGCGGAGUCGGAGCUCCGUCCACACCGCAGGCUCCCAAGAGCGGCCGCGUCAAAAGGAUGGUGCGACUGGCGGCGGAGCUGCUGCUGCUCCUGGGACUUCUUCUCCUUACCUUGCACAUCACGGUCCUGCGGAGCAGUCCGCUGCCCCAGGGAAAUGAAACUCUGAGCCUGGAUCAGGACACAGCACUUACAGAGCAGAACAAUAUAAAUGCAAAAAGCAGCUCCUCUGCCCAGCUGGCUCCUGAAGAUCGGAGGUCUGGUCCAGAACAUCGAUUGGCCCACCGACCUGCCUCCCUCCCCUGGGCACAAGGCAGCAACGUACACAGGGACGGUCCUGGAGCUUUCCUCCUAGAUCUGCACAACUUCCCCGACCUCUCCAAAGCUGAUAUCAAUGGACAGAAUCCCAACAUACAGGUGACCAUUGAAGUGGUGGACGGACUGGAGAGUCAUGAGCCAGAAAAAGGCCUACGUAAAGAGAGCAAACCCAGCUGGGCUUCUCCGAACUGGAGAAACUGGUGGCCUCACACUUCUUCAUCCUCCUCCUCCUCCUCCACCACUCAAACAGAAGAGCACGAUCGCACCUACGGGAGCAACAGCGAGGACAGCAACUUCCUCCGGCCGCCGGCAGACUGGGACAGGAGGGGAGGCACCGGGGGAGGCAGCAAAGCUCAGACUGAAUAUGACUAUAUGGAUGGAGAGGGGGACUGGAGUAACUGGACAGCAUGCAGCGUCACCUGUGGAAACGGCAACCAGAAGAGAACCAGGUCAUGUGGUUACGCCUGUACAGCCACCGAGUCCAGAACUUGUGAUAUGCCCAACUGCCCAGGUAUUGAGGAUGCCUUCAAGACAGCAGCUACUGAAGUGAGCCUGUUAGCUGGAACAGAUGAGUUCAAUGCCACUGAGCUCUUUGGUGUUGAUACAGACAGCUGCGAGCGGUGGAUGAACUGCAAGAGCGACUUCUUAAAGAAGUACAUGACCAAAGUGGCGAACGACCUUCCCAGCUGCCCUUGCUCUUACCCAACAGAGGUGGCGUACAGUACGGCAGAUGUACACGAUGCUCCCACGCGCCGGGAUUUCCGUUGGAAAGACGCCAGCGGGCCAAAAGAGAAACUGGAGAUCUACAAGCCCACGGCCCGUUACUGCAUCCGCUCUAUGCUGACGCUGGAGUCCACCACGCUGGCGGCGCAGCACUGCUGCUACGAUGACAACAUGAAGCUCAUCACUCGUGGCAAAGGGGCCGGCACGCCCAACCUCAUCAGCACAGAGUUCUCAGCUGACCUGCACUAUAAAGUGGACAUCCUGCCCUGGAUAAUCUGCAAAGGAGACUGGAGCCGCUACAACCAGGCCAGGCCGCCAAACAAUGGGCAGAAGUGUCCCGACAACCCUCAGGACGAGGACUACUACAAACAGUUUGAAGAAGCGAGGGAAUUCUAGCCAGCUGCAGAGCAAAAGGAACAAACCCACACUGCUUAAAUAUUCAGCUAAACCUCAAAAAUGGUGCUGAAACCAUUUUUUCAAAAUUCUCUUUUAGAUCAAACAACACAAGAACUUUAAGGCUCUGAGGAACAAGACUUACAGAACUGCUCUUUUGAACCAAGAGGAAUAAAAAUCCAACAGAGUCAGAACACUCACUUGCUCACAAGAAACUUUUCGUGACUUCACCAAAACCAGGCACAAAACAUUGCUCUACUUUUGUUUUUGUUUUUUUAAAAACAUUUUUAUAAAAUAUGCCUCUGAAAAAAAAAAUCAAAAUUUUGCCACCAAUAAUAACUCUUUCAGAUCAGGUCGCUAAAGGGAGAACUGAGUUCGUAUUCUUAAAAAGGGAAAAUUAUUAUUCUAGGAAUGUCUGUUUAGAUUGUGUCCAUGUUUGUCUCCAUAGAUUGUUUAUGUUUGCUGAAUCUGAGAGGUCUGUGGUAAUAGAGUAAUGAGAUCCUUCAGGAAUGUGUUUGGGGGUGGGGGUGGGGGUGGGCAGGUUGGAGACCAGGGUUAUCGAAUUUUCUCCCGUUUUGUCAUUCACAAUAUCCAGGUUCUCAUGUAAGCUUGUGAGAUUAUUUAGCAUGCACAUUUUUUUUUUUUUUUUUAAAUUUACAAUUAAUUUACAACCAUGUCCCUUGUGUCUCCGAGGGCAGCCUGCGUUAUUUUUGUAAAGUAUUUAUUAAGUUGUAGCUGUGUCUGAGUUGGGUGUCUAUGACUGUGGUUUCUGAUUCACAUAUGGCUGAAUGCUAACUUGAGAUUCCGCUCUCGCUCAAACAUUGGCGUCGAUGUGCGUGUCUCAAGUUGGGAUUAAACCAUAAUAGAGCGUAAAGAAUGUGUGAAUUCAACUGUACGGAAAGAUUUUUGAGAUAUAAAUCUAUAAAUAAAUUUUUUAAAAAGCCAA
Messenger RNA from Epinephelus lanceolatus (giant grouper), 3114 nucleotides. RefSeq names its product isthmin 1 (gene ism1). The record is from RefSeq and is a predicted model, not a curated record. Lineage: Eukaryota; Metazoa; Chordata; Actinopteri; Perciformes; Serranidae. Gene Ontology annotation, biological process: negative regulation of angiogenesis.